Sphaeramia orbicularis (orbiculate cardinalfish) is the source of this 3715-nucleotide messenger RNA. Its product is annotated as ras-related protein Rab-34-like. Gene Ontology annotation, molecular function: GTP binding; GTPase activity. Bases 170 to 937 code for a protein of 255 amino acids. The transcript has 11 exons. NCBI's taxonomy places the organism in Eukaryota, Metazoa, Chordata, Actinopteri, Kurtiformes, Apogonidae. The record is from RefSeq and is a predicted model, not a curated record.
UCACUAAUUGCUUGUUUGUGUGUCUGCUGUGUGGAGGCAUCAGUCUGCUGUCGAGAGCGUCAUUUUGUUCUGGAGGUGUUUUUUUCUGGGCAGACUUUGGAUAUCACACCCUCACCACCGGAACCUAUUGCCUUCUUUCUGUAUUCCACCCCUCACAAGUGUCAGUGUCAUGUUACCACCUGUGAAGAAGGACCGGAUCAUUACCCAGCUCCCAAAGUGUUUUAGUCCAAAUGCUGCGCUUCACACCAAAGAUGGCUUUCAUCCUCAGGUGAAGGCGGUCUGUCGGGUACCGAAGGGAGGCACAGUGAGCUUUAACAUCGCCAAGGUCAUUGUGGUGGGAGAUGUAGCGGUGGGAAAAACAUGUCUGAUCAGCAGGUUCUGCAAGGGUGAGUUUGAUAAGAAUUACAAGGCGACCAUAGGGGUGGAUUUUGAGAUGGAGCGAUUUGAGGUGCUCGGUGUUCCUUUCAGUUUACAGCUUUGGGAUACAGCAGGUCAGGAGCGGUUCAAGUGCAUUGCUUCAACUUACUACAGAGGAGCACAAGCCAUCAUAGUAGUGUUUGAUUUAAGCAGUGUUGGCUCUUUAGCACAUGCCAGGCAGUGGCUGGAGGACGCUAUGAAGGAAAACGAUCCAUCCAGUGUUUUACUGUUUCUUGUCGGUACCAAGAAGGACCUCAGUUCUCCGGAACAGUUGGCUCAGAUCGAAAGAGAGGCCAUCAGACUCUCUGAGGAAAUCAAAGCGGAGUACUGGGCCGUGUCAGCAAAGUCAGGAGACGGCAUCAGGGAUUUCUUCUUCCGUGUGGCCUCUUUGACUUUUGAGGCCAAUGUUCUGUCUGAACUCGAGAAAAGUGGGUCAAGGAACGUUGGCGACAUUAUCAGAAUCACAGACAGCACAGAGACUGAUCACAAACCAACCAAGAGGAAAUCCACCUGCUGCUGAUGACAGAUGACGGACGAUCGCCCGGACACACGAUACCACCCACACAGGAUAACGCAACUGAAACAUAGACUCAUUGUGCUCAGUGUGGACGCGGACAGAUCCCAUCAACAUGGAUGUGCUGUUGCAUUUCAGCUGCAGUUUUCCUGAGAAGGAAUUUGUAAUGUUUUUAGGUUUGACAUCAUUAAAUUUAUGUUUAGGCUGAAAAACAACAAGUCAGUCAGCAGCUUGACUGUGUCCGCUUAGGAAUGUGUGCACCGCCGCCCAGAGCUGCAACAAACAAAGCAUUGUGAUACGCCAGCUUACAUAAAAAUGAGCCAAAACAGAAAGAUCUCAUUUUUGUUUUUGGUUUUUUUUUUUUUUUUGCAGACCACCAUCAAAAGCUUUCACAAACAUGUCUGAACCAACAUUUUUCUCACGUUACGGCUGAAAUUGUCUGCACCAGACCUAAUGCGCCUUCUUUGGUUUCCUGACUCGUCUCCUGUCAUGUGUCUCUCUGCUGCUAAUGUGAUGCGUACGCUGGCUCCCAUGACCACGGUUAUACCCACAAUGCAUCUGUCUGCACUGACACAAGCGUUCUCAUGAUCUUGAAAAUGGAGGGAUUGUUUGCAGAGAGUUACAUCUGUGGCCAACUGAUUUCAUCACUCACUAAAGAAACAGACUGUUUCUAACUGCUUGUUAAGAUGUCCGUAUAUGCAGUAUAUACAUGUUUACACUCUCAUGUCUCCUAUUUAACAUUUAUCUCGGUCACAGGCCAUGGGAUACUAAUAUGUUUGACCACCUUGUUGCCUCAAAACAAAGUUUUUUUCUUUAAAUGUGCAAAUUGGAGCAGAAUUCUUCACAUUCUCUUCACAACUCUUCAUAUUUCAACUAGGAUGAGAAAUUAAAACACAUACAGGGCUUUUCAGAAGCUUUCUAACAGGCUGAUUUUUUAUGUUUACAAAACCCAAACCAAAUGAAAGUGGUAAACAUGCCAUGCUGAUGGUUCUUGACACCCAUUCUAAAGACUGGGUCAGGAGCCACAUGUCGCCAAAAAAUGUUCAUUACAACCGUUUCAUAAACUUUAAACAACAUCAAUGUCAAUCUCAGCUCAAUGUUCAUAUUUUAGUGAUAGUUGCAUUUAGAAUCUAGUAUAAAAGACUAUCAUAUGUUCUAUUUUAGAGCAAGGAAAGAAAAAAAAAGGACCUCUUUGACCUCAGUAAUGCAUACAGCAGACUGUGGAAGAUGUGAUUUACCUGGUUUGGGCGUUUAAGAAACUGUCAUGAGGUCAUGUGGAAAUUAAGAUAAUAAUAGUCAAGUUCAGUUAUUUAUUUGUAGAAGAGGCUUGUUGUGAACUGGGUCAUGAUGGCUCAUCAGUUUUAAAAAGUAGGUCCCCACAAAGAAAUAGUGCUGGCAAGUGCUGUCAUUGAUGGUAGUCCAAAAUUUAGAACUGAGAUCCUUUAACAAGUAUUUAACCUUUUUUUUUAACAUCGCUCAACAUUUAUUUCACCAACCUUUUUUCCUGCUAGUGCCUCGUUGAAUUAAAUGUAAAAAUAUACCUGUGUGUUCUUAUAAUAGCAGUGACAAUGCACUUUUUCAUUACGUAGCCUCAUGACCCUGGUUACCAGCGCAGCACCUUUACUUCCACAAAACCCUGAUGUACAUCAUGUAUGUCACAUAAUCAAAUAAUCACAUGAACUCAGUGUCAUAUGAAUACUUUUAUUAAAGGGGUCACAGGUAGAAAAGGUCAUCAGCAGUACUAGAGAAGACAUCACCGUCACUAUCAUCAUCAUGUCUCCACUACUGCCGACAACCAAUCACAGCCUUGCUGAGAAAGAAGAAAUAUCUUAAUCUGUCAAGAGACAUAAAACCAAAACACAUUAUUUUUUCAAACAAUAUGCAUAUUUAUGGAACCAUGAUGCUUUGCACACUGCUAAAUAAAGCACACCAUUGAAUACCAGCGCUGCUUGUUUGUACUGUCGUACAAACAAUCACAAAGAGCUUCGACAAUAUAUUCUGAAAGAACUGCGUGCAGUAAAGGAUAGUACAGAGUUAGAAAUAUAAACACAGUGGAGUCAGUUUAUAGCAUCUUCUCAUUAUAGUGUUAAUGUCCUCAUCCACUGAAAUGUCCUAAUUUUAGUGAAAAUAAAAUCCUGAUAUGAAACAGACUUUUGGUUUUUACUCAAACCCGCAUGUUUUAAAACUGGGGAAAGUGAUACUGACUUGGGCUUAAAUGCAGCAGCUACGUCACUUUACGUGACGGUGGCAACAAAACCCGAUGUUGAAAGUAAAAUACUCAAACUACAGGCAUCAGUGACGCUAGAGUUUUGAGUAAACUUCAGCAAACCAUCAUUUAUGUCUAUGUACUAUUUCCACUUAGAAAACCUGCCAUUUAGAUAUUGUUCCUAAAAUUUCAUGUUAAUGCAAAGCCUUGCAAAAACGCAUACAAGGUUGCCUCUAGUGUGACACAUCAGUGGUGUCAACACAAUACUCUCAUAUAGAAUGAAGUUACAUCAGAGACUAUCUACAGGAGCCAAAAUAAAAAGCAGAUCAUAUUACAGCAUGUUGGAAAUACAACUAGCAGUGGCUCACAUAUGAUGGAGGAACUCAAGCUGGCAUGAUAGUUUCUCCUUGAAUUAUUUUUUUAAAUCAGUGUCCUCCCUCACGCUCUACAUGUGUCUGUGUCCACUCAAAGGUGUGUGUGUGUGUGUGUGUGUUUACUUUAACAGAUGUGACGAGUGGAGGCUUAAAGUUCAAACAGAAAAAAAACAGUCUUUAUUCAUUGACGCUUCACUCCAUACA